CUUUUACAAAAGAACAAAAACCAUCGUAGAGCUGCAUUGCAAAACGUACAAUCUUCAGUAUUUGGUCAUGAAAAAUUACCACCCCUUAAAAGCAUUGCUAAUGCAGUUAAAAUAAUUUGA
This is a messenger RNA of Dentiscutata heterogama, 120 nucleotides long. The record is from the annotation of a GenBank genome assembly. Lineage: Eukaryota; Fungi; Glomeromycota; Glomeromycetes; Diversisporales; Gigasporaceae.